AUGUUCCGCUUUGUCCUUGCAUCACUCCUUUUGGUCGGUCUAUUCGAUCACAUCUACUCGAUCGACUACUGUACGGCCAACCUGUGCCCGAGCGGAGUACCGAAUGUCGGCUGUAAUCCUCCGCCACAGACAGGAGGCCCCAGCUGCUUCGGACAAUCUCCGGCAGUGGUGCCCAUUACGGCGCAUCUGCAAACAAUCAUCCUUGAGCUGCACAACAGACACCGUUCCCAGAUCGCGUCCGGAGGAGUGAGUCCGUUCUUCCCGGCUCAACGCAUGCCCACCCUGGUCUGGAAUGAUGAGUUGGCCUCACAGGCGGGACACAAUGCACGGUCCUGUGUGUUCCAGCAUGAUGCCUGCCGCAACACGGUAGACUUCGCGUGGGCUGGUCAAAAUCUGGCCAUUAAGCAGUUCUACGGACAGACCCUCACCGUGGAGAGCUUGAUCGAGGAUUCCGUACGCAUGUGGUGGGAAGAGCAUUUCGAUACGUCCACCGCGCACAUCGAUAGCUACCCGAGUAACCAUGUAGGACCCGCUAUUGGACACUUCACGCAAAUGGCAAGCGAUCGUACCUGGGCCGUGGGAUGUGCCAUGCAGAACUGGUUAGAGGAUGGCAUUUGGAUCACGUACUACUUUGUGUGCAACUACUCGUUCACCAACAUCGUUAAUCAGCCGGUGUAUGUACGAGGAACUACUGCCUCGGGAUGUACGACUGGUGUAAACCCGCACUAUUCAGGUCUGUGUUCGGAGAACGAGGUAGUUCAGUCGGUGCCAUGA
Molecule: messenger RNA, 774 nt
Organism: Anopheles marshallii
Lineage: Eukaryota; Metazoa; Arthropoda; Insecta; Diptera; Culicidae
Product: antigen 5 like allergen Cul n 1-like
Exons: 3
Coding region: 1-774 (257 amino acids)
Source: RefSeq, a predicted model, not a curated record